CAAAGUUCAGUGGAGCACGGAGUGGGCAGUGCCCCCCAUGUAUCCCCAGCGCGCUGCUUGCUCUGUCUAUAUAAAACAAAGCAAUCUAAACUUUGCUUAAUGUCGAGGCUUUUGUUUCUCAUUUUUAACACGGUGUGGCUGGGCAGCCGCAGGUGCGGGCCCGGGAGGCGGCGUUGCCAUGUGCCAGGCAGAAUGGAGGCCCUGGAGGAGAGAGAGGAAGUGGAGGAAACAGCAGAAGAUGCGAUCUCUAUGAAUAUCAGUGAUGACCUCGAUGACCUGCGUGAAGUUGUGGAGAAAGCCUCUGUGACAAGUGGUGAACCUGAUUUUGACUGGAGCUCCAUUGACACAUCCCACUUACCAUCUUCGUACAAGACAAAUUCCCAGCAGGAAGAGGAACUGCUGCAGCUGGCUGACCAUUUCUUCCAGCAGUACACUCACCUGUGCCCUGACCGCAAGCCGCUCUUCAUUCACCCGCUCAACGAGUGUGGUGUGCAGAAGUUUGUGAGCACAACAGUGAGGCCAACCCUGCUGCCUUUCCCAGACCUAUACUACUGGUCAGGCUGUGCCAGCUUUGUCUGUGAUUACCUCAUCAUGGAGCCCCUCAAGUGCCCAAUCACACCGCCCAGUUCACUCUAUUCCCCAACCACCAUUCUGAAAUACCAGCGAGGGAACUGCUUUGACUUCAGUGUGCUGCUGUGCUCCCUGCUGAUCGGGGCUGGCUACGAUGCCUACUGCGUACAUGGAUAUGCCACCCUCGAGAUGUGCUCCCUGGACCAGACUCAGGAGCUGUGCCCACUGCUCAGGAAGCCCCCAGAGGUGCCAGAAGAGGAAGAUCCCAACAAGUAUAGAAUUAAGUACCCUUUAGAACCACAAAGCAAGUUUGAGCUUCAGCAGAAGGCCAAGGAGCAGGAAGAAACUGAACCUGUACAAGAGGAGGAAAUAGAAGAGGAGGUGGUCACGGAGGUGGGAAUGCCCAAGCGAGACCCUUUGCACGGAUUACGGGUGCACGCGUGGGUUCUGGUUCUGCCUGGGAAGAGGAAGGUUCCCGAGACCUUCUUCAUCAACCCGUUGACAGGAAAUCACCACAGCACCACGGAUGAGUGCUUCCUUGGGAUUGAGAGCAUCUGGAACCACAGGAACUACUGGGUGAACAUGCAAGACUGCCGCAAAGGCUGCAAGGAUCUCAGCUUUGACUUGAGUGAUUCUAUCUGCUGGGAAAUAAUGUUUUCAGAGAGCCAUGAGCCUUCUCAGUCACCCACAGAGUCACCCAAGAAAGACACGGAUGACACGCCGGAAAAGGGGGAAAUAGACAUGAGCUUUGAGAUGCCACUAUCAUGGGUAACCCGAAUUAGGGUCUCUUGCAGAGAAUAUGAGAAUCCCUUUUCCCGGGGGAAGAAGGUGAUCCUGUACGAUAAAGCAAAACUGGAGAAAUGGGCGGCGUACGCGAAUGGAGAUGGGCUGGUGGAACGCCUCACUGUCUAUGCAGACUCAGAGCGUACUGAAGAACUGGAGGUGAAGGAAUGGUUCAAACACCGAGAAGACCUGUUGUAUAUGAGAGAAGUGAAUAAACAAACACAGCUGAUCACAGACCAUUUCAGGCCAGGACACUCCCUCCUUCUUAAAGUUCACUCCUACACGUCACUGGAACCUGAGACUGGGCACACAGUGGAGUUUUAUCACACAGCACGAGUUGAUGGCCUCUGGAAACGUUUUGAAAAUGCUACUGAGAUGACAGAGUACUUCAUGGGGCGGGAGGACUUCCUGCACAUGCGGCACAUAGAGUUUGGUGAAAGAGAAAAGGAAAUGGAAAACGCUGGCAUCACAGCUGAUGCUAACCCCCGGCCUAUAGUGCAAAUCAAGGAGUACUUCCAAAGAAAUCCAGAAAAGCCUGCUGAUGAAGAUAUAGAGGAACGUGUCUUUAUGGUCAUAGAUGAUAUCAUCCAGCUGACAUAUCACCUGGAGCUUCAUGACACCAUUGCCUCAAAGGUGGUUUUCUGCAGAGUAAUAGGGAGGGAGAAGAGAGAAGAUGAAAUCUUCCUGAGCAGAGAAAACACUGUCAAAUAUGAGCCAUGGUCCUCAGAGAAACACAAGAACAUGUUCCAUCUGUAUGACUUGCUGUGGGAGCUGAGAGAAGAACAGAAGGAGCUGAAGCAACAUGUCCGGGACGCUGAAGCAGAGAUGUUAAAUAUUUUGAUGGUCCGUGAGGAUGAAGAAGCCAAUAUUAAAUUGUCAGAUUCAAUGUACAGCACUGCAAAGAGAGGACAACAGCAAGAAGCCACGGAGGUGGAAGAGGAGCAGAAGAGCUCCCAGAGUUCCUUAAAGGAUGAGAGUCAGCACAUGGGAGGGGAGGCUGAAUCCAUCGCCCAUCGCACUGCAACCAACUCCACCAUGUAGAGACUGCAGGGACUGGGAAUGGCUGCCUGGGCAGGGAGGUUUACAAGUCAGCCCCAGGAACUGGCACUGAAACUACUCUGUGAAAUUCUUCAGUCCAUGUCCCACUGAGGUUUCCCUCUGAUAUCCCCCUUCUUGUUCUAGGGAAAAGCAGUUGCCACAAUAGAAAAAAAAAAAACAUUCUCUUAAAGAGAUGCUGCUUAGGAAUCCUCACCCAGCUGGGCACCUUGGGUGUGACUGAUUUCUUCAUUCCUUUUCUGGAGGGAGCUGCCUGCAGUAAAUCUUUCAAUAUCAUCACAUUUGUGGAGAUUUUAAUGGAUUUGCACCAUUCUGCACCUUUUCCUUUUCCCUAUUUUGUUCUAAGGCCCAUCUGCAGUUACAUAAAUUGUCUCCUCAUGAAACUCCAUCAUGUUUGAGACUCGAGUCUGAACAGGACCUUAACCCUAAGAUCUGCUUCAGAAGGGGAGACAAACCAUGCACAGUCUUUUAGGGCUUUACUUUUCCAAAUCUGCUUCAUAGCAGGAGUGGGAUUAUUUGGGAAUACUCAUUCUUUUCCAAUAUAUUAUUUCAACUAAUUCAUAAAUCAGUUUUGCAUAAGCAAACAUUUUGAACUGCUGAGUUCACAAAUGUAACAUUUCUUUGACCUCAUCUAGAGCCCUGUAAUGACAAAACAUUGCCCCAUGUAACAUUGUGGUUAUGAACUCAUCAGUGUUAAUUCAAUACCAGAGAAGACACCAGAAUAAAUAAAUUUAAAAAUCCUUUUACAGGCAUUAGGGACACAGCAGCUGCCAAACCAUCAGCAAAUGCAUUACAGAAUCAUUACAGAACAUUGCAGGGUUGGAAUGGCCCUUAAAGAUCAUUUAACCCCAAGUCCCUGGCCAGGAGAUUUCCCUGUAGUCCUCCAAGGACACCUGUCCUCGUUUCCACUUCCUGAAAAUUUCUUUUCCUUUCUGAGAAAAUAAAGUCUUCUACAGUAGUCUAUUUUUUUUCUCUGCUGUUCAGCAGCUCCUUAUCCAUCCACGAAGGCCUCCUGGCAUUCUUGCCGGAUUUCCCUCUUGUCGGCAUGCAUCGCUCCUGAGCUUGAAGGAUGCGAUCCCUGAAAUUCAGCCUGCAUUCUUGGGUCAUUAUCAAGGAGUAGCAUCAAAUUAAUUUUAUUUUCCUCAGUUGAUUGGAGUAAUUGGUUUCAAAGACAGCGAGAAACACGCACAAGCGGCGCGACCGGACCUCAGCGGGCGGCGAGAGGCACAGAAGCCUUGCAGGAGUCGCGGUCCCACCGGAACGGGACACGGCGGACCGUGAGCUACGAGGCCCGGGAGAGUUCCCCGUCGCCCCCACGGAAGCACCGGAGAGGCGGCAGGACCCGAAGCGGCGCAGGGCAGGAGCAGCCCGGCCCCCGCCCCUCAGGGCGGCCCCGCAAAAUGGCGGCCCCCAUC
This is a messenger RNA of Oenanthe melanoleuca, 3824 nucleotides long. RefSeq names its product dynein regulatory complex subunit 7 (gene DRC7). Gene Ontology annotation, cellular component: motile cilium. Lineage: Eukaryota; Metazoa; Chordata; Aves; Passeriformes; Muscicapidae. Gene Ontology annotation, biological process: flagellated sperm motility. The coding region runs from base 100 to 2394 and encodes 764 amino acids. The transcript has 16 exons. The record is from RefSeq and is a predicted model, not a curated record.